Molecule: messenger RNA, 10740 nt
Organism: Balaenoptera acutorostrata (minke whale)
Lineage: Eukaryota; Metazoa; Chordata; Mammalia; Artiodactyla; Balaenopteridae
Gene: SBNO1
Product: strawberry notch homolog 1
Exons: 32
Coding region: 155-4336 (1393 amino acids)
Biological process (GO): regulation of DNA-templated transcription
Cellular component (GO): nucleus
Molecular function (GO): chromatin DNA binding; histone binding
Source: RefSeq, a predicted model, not a curated record
GGGGGAGGGGCGUCAAGAUGGCGGCGGGGAGGUAGGCAGAGCCGGACGCCGCUGCUGCCGCCGCCACCGCCGCCGCCUCCGCUUCAGUCGCCUCUGGUUCUUCAAGCUCUCGCCACCCGGAGAAGCUGUUCCGGCGUCGGAUCCCGCGGGGAAAAUGGUGGAGCCAGGGCAAGAUUUACUGCUUGCUGCUUUGAGCGAGAGUGGAAUUAGUCCGAAUGACCUCUUUGAUAUUGAUGGUGGAGAUGCGGGGCUUGCAACUCCAACACCUACCCCUCCCAUACAGCAGUCAGUGCCACUUAGUGCAUUAGAACUAGGUUUGGAGACUGAAGCAGCAGUUCCUGUUAAACAAGAACCAGAGACGCUACCUACUCCAGCACUAUUAAAUGUUAGGCAGCAGCCUCCAUCUACUACAACAUUUGUGCUGAAUCAAAUAAAUCAGCUUCCGACUUUGGGAUCUACAAUUGUAAUGACUAAAACACCACCUGUAACCACGAAUAGGCAAACCAUCACUUUAACAAAGUUCAUUCAGACUACUGCAAACACACGUCCUUCAGUCUCAGCACCAGCAGCACGAAAUGCCAUGACCUCUGCACCUUCAAAAGACCAGGUUCAACUGAAGGACCUACUAAAAAAUAAUAGUCUGAACGAACUCAUGAAACUGAAGCCACCGGCUAAUAUUGCUCAGCCAGUUGCAACAGCAGCUACUGAUGUAAGCAAUGGCACAGUAAAGAAAGAGUCUUCUAAUAAAGAAGUAGCAAGAAUAUGGAUAAAUGACAUGAAAAUGAGGAGUUUUUCCCCGACCAUGAAGGUCCCUGUUGUGAAAGAGGAAGAUGAACCAGAGGAAGAAGAUGAAGAAGAAAUGGGUCAUGCGGAAACCUAUGCAGAGUAUAUGCCAAUAAAAUUAAAAAUUGGCCUGCGUCACCCAGAUGCUGUAGUUGAAACUAGUUCUUUAUCCAGUGUUACUCCUCCUGAUGUUUGGUACAAAACGUCUAUUUCUGAAGAAACCAUUGAUAAUGGCUGGUUAUCAGCAUUACAGCUUGAGGCAAUUACAUAUGCAGCCCAGCAACAUGAAACAUUCCUACCAAAUGGAGAUCGUGCUGGAUUCUUAAUAGGUGAUGGUGCUGGUGUAGGAAAAGGAAGGACAAUAGCAGGAAUCAUCUAUGAAAAUUAUUUGUUGAGUAGAAAAAGGGCUUUGUGGUUCAGUGUUUCAAAUGAUUUAAAAUAUGAUGCCGAAAGAGAUUUGAGGGAUAUUGGAGCAAAAAACAUUUUGGUCCAUUCAUUAAAUAAGUUUAAAUAUGGAAAAAUUUCUUCCAAACAUAAUGGGAGUGUGAAGAAGGGUGUGAUUUUUGCUACCUAUUCUUCCCUCAUUGGUGAAAGUCAGUCUGGUGGUAAAUACAAAACGAGGUUAAAACAACUCCUACAUUGGUGCGGUGAUGACUUCGAUGGAGUGAUAGUGUUUGAUGAAUGUCAUAAAGCAAAAAACUUAUGUCCUGUUGGUUCUUCAAAGCCAACCAAGACAGGCUUAGCAGUUUUAGAACUUCAGAACAAAUUGCCAAAAGCCAGAGUUGUUUAUGCUAGUGCCACUGGUGCUUCUGAACCACGAAACAUGGCCUAUAUGAACCGUCUUGGAAUAUGGGGUGAGGGAACUCCAUUUAGAGAAUUCAGUGAUUUUAUUCAGGCAGUGGAACGGAGAGGUGUCGGUGCCAUGGAAAUAGUUGCUAUGGAUAUGAAGCUUAGAGGAAUGUACAUUGCUCGACAGCUGAGCUUUACUGGUGUGACCUUCAAAAUUGAGGAAGUUCUUCUUUCUCAGAGCUAUGUUAAAAUGUAUAACAAAGCAGUCAAACUGUGGGUCAUUGCCAGAGAGCGAUUUCAGCAAGCUGCAGAUCUGAUUGAUGCUGAGCAACGAAUGAAAAAAUCCAUGUGGGGUCAGUUCUGGUCUGCUCACCAGAGAUUUUUCAAAUACUUGUGCAUAGCAUCCAAAGUUAAGAGGGUUGUUCAACUAGCUCGAGAAGAAAUCAAGAAUGGAAAAUGUGUUGUAAUUGGUCUGCAGUCUACGGGAGAAGCUAGAACAUUAGAAGCCUUGGAAGAGGGUGGAGGAGAAUUGAACGAUUUCGUUUCAACUGCCAAAGGAGUGUUGCAGUCACUCAUUGAAAAACACUUCCCUGCUCCAGACAGGAAGAAACUUUAUAGUUUGCUAGGAAUCGAUUUGACAGCUCCAAGUAACAACAGCUCACCAAGAGAUAGUCCUUGUAAGGAAAAUAAAAUAAAGAAGCGCAAAGGUGAAGAAAUAACUCGAGAAUCCAAAAAAGCACGAAAAAUAGGUGGCCUUACUGGUAGCAGUUCUGAUGAUAGUGGAAGUGAAUCUGAUGCCUCCGAUAAUGAAGAAAGCGACUACGAGAGCUCUAAAAACAUGAGUUCUGGAGAUGACGAUGAUUUCAACCCAUUUAGAGAUGAGUCUAGUGAGGAUGAUGAAGAUGAUCCCUGGUUAAUCAGAAAGGACCACAAGAAAAACAAAGAUAAAAAAAAAAAGAGAAGUAUAGAUCCAGAUUCUAUUCAAAGUGCCUUAUUAGCAUCAGGUCUUGGAUCAAAACGACCUAGUUUUUCUUCUACGCCAGUAAUUUCACCUGCUCCUAACAGUGCACCAGCUAACAGUAACACCAACAGCAACAAUAGCCUUAUAACAAGUCAGGAUGCCGUGGAAAGGGCCCAGCAGAUGAAGAAAGACCUACUUGAUAAACUAGAAAAAUUAGCUGAAGACCUCCCUCCUAAUACCCUGGAUGAACUUAUUGAUGAACUUGGUGGCCCUGAGAACGUUGCUGAGAUGACUGGCCGCAAGGGGAGGGUUGUAAGCAAUGAUGAUGGAAGUAUAUCUUAUGAGUCAAGAUCUGAACUUGACGUCCCUGUGGAAAUACUAAAUAUCACGGAAAAACAAAGAUUUAUGGAUGGAGAUAAGAAUAUUGCUAUCAUCUCAGAAGCUGCCAGCUCAGGUAUUUCAUUACAAGCAGAUAGGAGAGCUAAAAAUCAAAGGCGAAGAGUUCAUAUGACUCUGGAAUUACCAUGGAGUGCUGAUAGAGCAAUUCAGCAGUUUGGACGAACUCAUAGAUCAAACCAAGUUACUGCUCCGGAAUAUGUCUUUCUGAUUUCUGAAUUGGCAGGAGAACAAAGAUUUGCAUCUAUUGUUGCUAAAAGACUUGAGAGUUUGGGUGCGCUUACACAUGGAGACAGAAGAGCAACAGAAUCCAGAGAUCUGAGUAGGUUCAACUUUGAUAAUAAGUAUGGAAGAAAUGCUUUAGAAAUUGUCAUGAAAUCCAUUGUAAACCUAGAUUCUCCUAUGGUAUCACCACCUCCAGACUAUCCUGGAGAAUUCUUUAAAGAUGUUCGACAAGGACUGAUAGGAGUUGGCCUGAUAAAUGUAGAAGAUCGUUCAGGAAUUCUUACUCUAGAUAAAGAUUAUAACAACAUAGGAAAAUUCUUGAAUAGAAUUUUGGGCAUGGAGGUGCAUCAACAGAAUGCGUUAUUUCAGUAUUUUGCAGACACACUUACUGCAGUUGUCCAAAAUGCCAAAAAAAAUGGAAGAUAUGAUAUGGGAAUCUUAGAUCUUGGUUCUGGAGAUGAAAAAGUGAGGAAAAGUGAUGUUAAGAAGUUUCUGACUCCAGGAUAUUCAACCUCUGGCCAUGUAGAAUUAUACACGAUAAGUGUAGAGAGAGGAAUGUCCUGGGAGGAAGCUACCAAGAUUUGGGCUGAGUUGACAGGACCAGAUGAUGGCUUUUAUUUGUCAUUGCAAAUAAGAAACAACAAGAAAACUGCCAUCUUAGUUAAAGAAGUGAAUCCUAAAAAGAAGCUUUUCUUAGUUUAUAGACCAAAUACUGGGAAACAGCUCAAAUUAGAAAUUUAUGCUGAUCUAAAAAAGAAAUAUAAGAAGGUAGUCUCAGACGAUGCCCUGGUCCACUGGUUAGAUCAGUAUAAUUCAUCUGCAGAUACUUGUACUCAUGCUUAUUGGCGUGGCAAUUGCAAAAAAGCAAGUUUGGGAUUAGUUUGUGAAAUAGGUCUUCGUUGCCGCACGUACUAUGUAUUAUGUGGCUCAGUACUGAGUGUCUGGACAAAAGUCGAGGGUGUUCUCGCAUCUGUCAGUGGCACAAACGUGAAAAUGCAGAUAGUUCGGCUAAGAACAGAGGAUGGACAGCGGAUUGUAGGUUUGAUCAUUCCUGCAAAUUGUGUGUCUCCUCUUAUAAAUCUCCUGUCAACUUCAGACCAGUCUCAACAGCUUGCAGUCCAGCAGAAACAGCUCUGGCAGCAGCGUCACCCCCAGAGCAUCGCCAAUUUGAGCAACACAUAAGAACAGACAGGUUUCAACAUGGAUGUAUAUGAAACGCUGUUGAAGCAUAUCAUUUGCAUAAAAAUCAGGGACAGUUUCCAAAGAAUUAUAAUUUUUUUUCAGUUGUGCUCUCUCUCUAGUUAAUUUUUUUGGGAAUAAGGACAAACCUGGAAUAGAUAGCAAAACUGAAAAUCAGCAGUGCCGAUGGUGGUACAUAUGUCUUUCCUCGUGCUUUUCCCGUGGUACUUACCGUAUGCUUCUACUUUGGGUGAGCAGAGGGGUAUGUGCGCGUGUGUGUCAGUCUGUUUGUUUGUGAGUUUGUUAAAAGCUACGAACCAUAAUUGGUUUAAAAAUGCUUGGAACUUCCCAAACUGGCUUUACUUUUAUGUUAUACAGUGCUCAGGGUUAACGCCGUACAUCCAUGCCAUUGCUGUGGGACUUAUCCCCGGAUGCAUGUGUUUUGAGUCUAUAAAUAGAGAAAAUAUAUAUUGGUUUCUUUUUCCAACUUAUUAAAACAAUAGGUUUAUUAAAGCAUGAAACGAAAGGUUACAUAUCAUGCAUUCAGGUUCUUUUUCUAGUUUUUGUUCUGACAGUGCAUGUCUUUGACAGCAUGCGUAAACAAGAUUAACACAGAAGUCAAGUAGCGGAAAGAAACAUUUGUAGAUGUACAGCAUUGGUUAUUGCAUUUUUAUAGUGUUUAUACCUGGGUAUUGCUUCAAACCCUGCGAAAUCACCUUCUCCCAUUCCCCCUGCCCCAGGUUUCUUGUCAAGGUAAUGAGUACAUACAUUUUUUGGUGAUAAAACUCUUAAAAGUUAAUUUUAAUGUAUUAAUAGUAUUCCUAAUGUGUGCUGCAAAAAUGGCUACAAGCCUGCUUUUCUUAAAAUUACAUUUUUCUUAACUUAAAGAUAGUUUUAGAAAGAAAUACAAAUUGGCUUCCGUCUUGCAAACAAUCUUUUUUUUUUUUACUUCGUUAUCUUAAUUUGCUUUGUCACUCUUAAAAAUGGAAACCGUACUUGAGUUGUAAACUAGACAAUGAGGAAACACUUGAGGCUUCUGCUGUAUGUUUAUUUCUUGUUGUUAUUGUUGUUACCCAGUAACUUGAAUAUUGUUUAAUGUGUUGUAAGACAUUGUAGAGUUUAUCUCAAGCUGUUAAAAAUGGUAAUGUACAAAUGUGAAUAGACACUUAUCUAUAAUAUGGGUAAGUUUUGUUUCGCCUAUAAUAGAUGUUUAUAAAAACAAGUGAGGGGACAAUUGGUCUUUUUGUUACCUUUUUUUUUUCCUUUCCUUUUUUUUUUUUGCUUGCACAGGUUGCACUAUUGAAAAACUGAGAUUGUAUAAACCUGGUCAAAAGCUGCAAGAUACCACAAUCUUGUAGAUGUCAAAUAAAAAGUUAUUAUACUAAGCAGAAGUGGACUCUUGUUUAGGCCCUCACCACCUUCAAAAGUAGUCUGUGAUGGGGAUGCUGCAGGACUUGCGUGUUGCUCAACAUUCCAGGUAGCCUUAUGUUUUGGCUUAAAACCUACCCCUCAAAAUUGAAACGGUGUUGAGGAAGGGGUAAAAUGAUAGUACUUUUGAAAGUUUCUCAAGUUGAACUGUUCUCCUUUGUAACUUUCUAAACUUCUUGUAGAAUUAGGUGAGAUGUAUGUUAAGUGAUGGGAAAGCUAGGGCUAUCAUCCUCUUUUGUUUCUUCAAGCCUGAGUUUGGUUAUGUCACGUUUACCAUAAGUUUUCUUUCUUUGGAUUUAUUUAUUCUAGACGCCUAAAAGAACAAAUUGAGAAUAAUUUCUGUUCUUUGGCAUAUUUUGCCCAGUGGAUGCAACUUUUAUCCUCAGUCUAGUCCUUAUAUCUCAGGCAGUGAUCCAUAUGAAUAUCAACCAGUGUCCCUUGUCAGGGCCACUAGACCCGGCUGGCAGUCAAGAGCAGAAUUGUCCACCUGCACCAAAACUUCCCAGUUCUUCUGUUUUUCAAUCAGGAGCCCAUUCAGCUUCCGUCAACAUCCCAAGGUGAAAUAGAGCUACGGAGGGGGAAGCCUAACGAGCCUGUUCCCUCCAGUGAGGCAAAAUGGCGGGGUUGGGGAAAAGAGACUCCCUCUUGGAGGCUUGGCCCAACUUCCCUUUUUUGUGUGUGGGAGUAUCUUUUUUAGCAGGUUAUGGUUUUUUCCAAGCAGCUUCAGUGUGAGGAUUCUUUAGCAUGCAGUUAGUUGACCCUCACAAUUUAUGAUGUAAUGUUUGCUCUUGGAAUAGCUAUCUUGUUGAAAAGGGGGAUAUAUGUAUGUUCUGUUCUUUGUAGAACAGCUUUGUUUUGCUUUUUAAAAAAAAGUCCAGAAAUAAGGCCUCUGAAAACUCUCAAAGUAGACCUCAGAAAGGCAGCCGUGUAAAUGGAUGGGGAGCUGAGGUGCCACGUGCACAUGCUUAUCGUGGUGUGGUGUGCAUGUGAGCGCUGGGAGUCUGCUGCCCAGCCUCCUCUCUGGAGGUGAACGUAUGACCUUUAACACUGUGCCCUUAUCCAAGUCAGCAAGUUUUAGGUUGGUCAACGUGGGAAGACCCAGCAUUCAAGGUCCUCCUCUGUCAAACAAUCAAGUCUCAACAACAGCUAACUUCUGUACAACAGAUCCUUGUAUUUCAGGAUCUGAAUGCCACGUCUGAACCCAGGGACCUUGUUGAACCCGAUGUGAGUCCAUUUGGCCUCUGUAAUGCCUUUUCUCCCUUUUUAGCAAUAUGGCUCUGAGCACAAAGAUUGAUUACAAGUCACGUUAGUGUUUUCAGAGUUUACAGUGCCGAUUGUACUGAAAACCACUUUCCCAGUCCAGAGCUGCUCAGAUGGUAUUGGCGGGGGGGUUAGUGUUCCCCUAAUUUAGCACCCUCCCUACCACAAGGUCUCUAGCUGCAGUUUAGUGGGAUAAUCCAGAUAUUUAUCAACGAUAUGAAUUCGUAAAAGUAUUAAUAAGGUAUUUUUAAACACAACUUGAUGAAAAAGUAAAUAUCUUAAGCAAUUUUCCCUUUUUGCUGCUGAAUUGCCGAUACACUCUUCAGUGUCUUUUCUUUACAUCUGUAUAUAAGUUAGCAAGAACCUGCAUCCAAAGCAAUGUAGUGUUGUGUGUAUGUAUAUAUAUAUAUUUAUUACAAUCCAACUAGCACUUCAGAAACCUUUUUGAGUUGCAACAGUAAACCUUUUACUUGUAUUCUGCUUCAUCUGUAAUGGUAAAAGUUCUAGAUUACCAAGCUCCAGGGGUAUAUAAUAUUUUAGAGGCAUAAUUUUCUGGCUGUAGCCACUGGGGCAUUCAUUUGCUAAUCUCCAUGUGAUGCUAUUAGAGCAACUUCUAACAGGCACGACGAGAAAGGGUACCAGACACUUACCGUUGUAUAAUGGGAGCCUUUCCCCAGUCCCCUCCACUUUCCAGUUUAGCAGGAGGGGAAAAAAAGCAAUAGAUUAGAAAUGAUUGAUGCAUUUCAAUUUAUGAAAGUAGGAGCAGAGGAAAAGUGUUUUUCACUUGGGUCCUUUUCUUGAUUAGAUAUUAAGAGGAAGGUCCCUAUCUAAAUACUCUCAUUUAAAAAAUGUACCUGAAAAAAAUAAAAUAAAAAUGUACCUGAAUGAUAUUUGAUAAUUUCUAAGAAUGGUGCUGCAUAAGAGUCGCUGUUAGACCGGUGUGCAGUUAACAGAUGUUCGGUUAGUGCAGGCAUCCCAGGGACCGCAGGCAUUUGUUGACUAUCCUUCCUCUAUGUCUGGAGUCUCCUUGGCUAACACCACACCUUGCACGCUCGCUGUGCACGCUUUGCUGCUGGAAUAUACAGCAGGCGGUCCAUGUCAUGGCUACAGCUGCGAGCAAAAGCCAUUUGUAAAAAGUCCUCAUUGGAUGCCAGUUGUCUAGUACAAAGGCAGUGUCUUUUAAGGGCAUGUAAGUGAAGGAAACACAUCUAUAUACCUGCAGCUCGAGCUAGCUAAUAAUUUUUUUCUGCGUACUUGAGGUGAAAUCCAAAACCCACCUUCUGAUUUUAUGCUGUACUUAUAUAUAUAUAUAUAUAUAUGUACAUAAUGUGUAUAUAUAGAAAUGUUGAGUUCUUUUUGAAUUCUGAAUGUAAAUAUUUCUUGUAAAUUGGGACGCCACCAGCUUGUUUUUCUCUUUUCCCUCCUCCCUUCAAUCCUAUUUAUUCUUUUCUUGACUUCCCAUAGGGGGCUUCUUAACAAUUUGGUGUUUUUUUUGGAUGUAGAAACGUAUGAAAAACUUCUUAGUUGAAUUUGUUCAUAUAUUUUAGAAUUCGGUUUUGCAUCUUUACUAUAGAAUUCCUAUGUCUGUUUUGUGUUAAUAUUUUUCAACGUGCCUGAUUGUGUUUUGCAUUUUUAUUACAGAUUUUUACUGUGUGCAAUGCGUUGUAUUGGGGGGAAUGUACUUGAGUGCAAUUUCUGAUACUGUCAUUAUAUGACUAGUUAUGCUCAUUUAUGUUGCUCUUUGGAAGCUAUCGUGAGCCUGAUGUUUUCACCUAAAAAAUUUCUUCCCAAGACUUCCUUUAAGCUCCUCUAACUUCUUCAGUGCAUUUGAGAUCAAACUUAGCUCUUCAGUAAACCCGACUUGUUCCUACCCUUGCAGUUUUUCAGGCCUGCACCAAAUCCUUCAUCCUUGCGGCUUUCCAGCUGAGGGGAAAAUCUUGCAGAUCUGAACAGUGAUUUAUGACCUGCUACUGCUGCAGAUUUUCUGUUUCUUUAAGAAGUCGAGCGUGUACUUUUAGCCUACAAGUAACAAGCAGAAGCUUACUUUCCAGCGAGCAUGGGUAAUCUGCUUCUGCUCCCACCAGUUUAAGGAUAUUUAUAGCAGGAGUGGAGACAGACCUGGUACAUGCUGGUGUCCAUGCUGACAGGUGACAUUAGAGAAUGUCCUUUAAGGGACAGUUGUCCUCCGGAAUCGAGCAGCACAACUGCUGUGGAGGCUUCCAUGAGCCUUCAGCUCAAGGUUGAUGCUGUGCUGAGGGUAAAAUAGCCAGUUAACUGUGGAGGGACGGGCUGGUAGGAUCCGAUGGGCUAUCCCGCCACCAGUGAACUGGUGAAUUGAUCUUGACUAGAUUGGCUGUAAACCUAGGAGCUGAGCUGCAUCAAGGCAUUCUUAAUGAUUGGAUUUGUGUUGCCAGUAGGGCAGACCCAGGGGUGGCUCACAAAAGUGGUGGUAAUCAUCACCAGGGAGGCAAACAUUGUGUUUUUACUUACAGAUUUUGCACUUUUAAGAAAAUGUUCCUCCUUAACUUUCAGGAAAGAUAGCCGUGAGCCUUUCUUGGGCCUUCAUUCAUGCACAUGUUUCACUCGUUACUAUUGAACUUCAUAGACGUACUGAAAUUUAAAAGUUGUCUGCAUUUAGGUAAGUCUUAGGAACCUAAUUUGUCAUGCAACGGGGCCUUUCAGAGGUGAGCUGCAGCGGGAAUCCCUGUCCCAACACGUCCUGCCCGGCUUUCCUCCUCUGGCGCCCGUGGAGGAGCAGCUGUCAGGACACCGUCAGGCUAAGACUACACCCUUGUAGUGCAGAGUCGAGCAAGGGGUGCCACCUGGGAACGUCGGUUCUCUUUGCUACUUGCAGGUCAGGCCUCCUUGGGGCUGAGGGUCAGUCCGCAGACCCCUUAGUGAGAACUCCCUGGCUUUUCCGCCCACCCUGUCCUGAGGGCCUUUCUUGCUGUAACAGUAUUUGUGGCACUGAAGAGGAUAAAGAAGCUUCAGCCUUCUUUCUGACUUCCACUUUACGGGGCAGAGAGCUUUUUUUCUACGUAGCACAUUGCAGUCUCACCUCCAUCAGAAAAAAUCAUCCUGUUCAUGGUUUAUACUGAAUUUGCAAACUACUGAUAUUAUUUUUCAAUAACCACUUGUAUCUACCAUCAACCAUGAGAGGUGGGAAGAGGUACGCUGUAUCUCUGCAAUAAAACUUUUGCCAGGUUCUACCUCUGCUGAGCAAAGGAUACUUUUAUACGUAGGCAUAGAUCUUCCUUCCUUUACUGAUCUGACAUGGUGCAUCUUGAGACAACAUAUGAUGGAAUCCAAAGACAAUUUGAAACAAAGGUGGAUGUAAACUCUUCUGGUUGUUUCUGUUCUGUUCUCUUUUUUAAAAUCUCUUUUUAUAUUGCUACUCUGUUUUGAAUGUCCGUCAGUGUAUGAAGGGUACGCACUGUUCUCAUGAUACUGCACUGCUUCAGCCUUCCGUGGUAAUACAGUACCGAGUGUCCAGAAACGAUUGUUCUGACCGUUUUGAUUUGUAACUUUAAAAAUUGGGUCUCAUGCAAUAAAAAUGUAUUGGCUGCAUUUAGCGAGGUUUAUACCCUUGCAAGUAAAAACGAUCAACCAUGAAGCGUAAUGAAUUCUGUAUUUAGGUUUUUUGUUGUUGUGUCUUUUGAUUUUUCUGUUUAUUUUUUCUUUUUUUUGUAAGAUUCUUAAAUAAAUUAAACUGGCUAAUA